Prorocentrum cordatum is the source of this 6225-nucleotide messenger RNA. Lineage: Eukaryota; Dinophyceae; Prorocentrales; Prorocentraceae. The record is from the annotation of a GenBank genome assembly.
AUGACGAAAGCAGCUGCUGGGCUAAAGUUGAGCAACAGCCCGGGCACGGCGGUGCAGAACACGCUUCGCGCCCUGCAAUGCCGAGACGCUUACAAUUAUACCAGUGUGAAGAAUUGGAGCCACGUGUACCAGGUUGCUAAGAAUUGGCUGGCAUCAGGAAACUUAAUCGUUGGAAGAUAUAAUGCUUACGUCAAGUCCCGCAAGAUUGCCAAUAAGCUCGAUUUGAACAAAGUGAUUUCUGAUAUCAGCAAGCCGUGCUGGAAGAGAGACUCAGAGCACACGUGCCUAGAUGCAUUCAGGCAUCAUCCUGAAGCAGUGCUGCAAUGGCGGCAGAUGUGGCAUAGUCUACCCAAACACGACCGGGCGCAGCGUCUAGCCGCUGAGUACGCACAAGCAUUUGAGGCACACACGGCUAGACGCAUGGGCGACUCCACGUGCUUCCAAAUGCAGUACCGCAUCUUCGGCCGUAAGGUAUGUAGAGACGCAUUCAUCGCUCUGACUGGCAUGCACGCGUGCACGUUGCAAGACGCCCGUAAUCUUGCAGUUGGCGCCAAGAUGCCUGCACUGCCUCAUGGCUUGGGUUCCUGGGUGUGCUCUCGCCCACUGACGUACAUGAACGCGCGGGCAUGGCUAGUUGCUUACGCAAAGGCCAACGCAGACACUUCGCCCAUGAAUGACAGACUAUGGUUGCCAGCUGGCCGCAAACAAGAUUAUUUUGCUGUGUACUUCCAUGACAGGACGUCGAAGAAUGCAGACCCUGCACACAUCGCUUCUCAGAGCUAUUUCCUGAAAGUCUGGCGCCAAGAACUUCCAUGGCUGCAGCUGCGGGCGGCAUCGGGGCCAUUUACCCACUGUGGUUUUUGCGAUUUUCUCCACAUGCUCAUCACAGAGGCCAAGGAUCAGUACGUGAAGGACUUGCUGUUGCGAAAACUUGGGCAGCAUUAUGAGUUCCAAGCUGCGCAGAGGAUGGCAAUGAAUCAACUGUUUGCAGAAAGCGAGCGGCACCCCGAAGAGCUAGUGACAGUUGGUUGGGACAAGAUGGAUCAGGCUAAAACUAUUCUGCCGAGGGUGAAAGCGCUGUCCAACACGCAGUUCCAGAAGGGCGGGUCCAGGUUGAUCGUGCAUCUCAUUGGGGCUAAGCGAUGGCUCACGACAUGCGAUUGGUGCAAGCCAAUCGUGCUCUGUCCUGGGGUCAACAUUCCCGAAAUACGUGAGUGGUGGGCGCCGCCCUUGGUUCCAGAAUGGCCUGAGAAGUUCGUGAACUCGCACCUCGCGCGGCUUAAGAAGCUCCAAGCACUGUUGGAACAAGCCGGCCGCGACUGCAGCAAUCAUCUGGACUACAUGCGAAAACUCGUCAAUGAUGAAUUACCCGAGUACUUGCCCUCAGGUCAACCGCUCGAGGAGAAGAUCAACCUCGUGCGCAAGAACGCGAAGCGCGGCAUGGGCCAGGCCUCGCAGUUGGUGAAGGGCGUGGAUACUGAUGCACUGGACAAGGCUAUUGCGGCUGCCUUCCCUGGAUCAUCCGCAGCUGCCCUGUCUCCCCGGCGGCACGCCACCAUGGAGCGCCGCCGGGGCGCCUCGAUCCCCAGUCUGGCGGGCGCCCUGGCUGCAGGCGCCACGGCCUGUUGGGCCGCCCGGCGGUGCUUCGCCGCCGCUGGCGCCGCCGGCUCGCUGCGGCUCAGCGCCGAGCCCCGCCCAGGGGCUGGCGCGGGCCCCGAGGCCGCGGGGGGCCCGCCAGCGGACGUCGCCGGCCUCCACCUGUCGAGCGCGGCGUUGGUUCUCGGUGGAGUGGCCGCUGCCGCUAGACUGCGCCGCCGCACGUCUAGGCCGGCGGUGCCCAGCGUCUUCGCGCAGAUCAUGGCCCGGAAGCCCGCGCAGACCUCGCCCGCGCGAGGUGCUGCCAGGGCGGAGGAGGCUCCCUCGGAGGCGGCCGACAGCUUCGCGCAGAUGAUGUCGCGGAGGCCCUCGUUCUCAGGAGGAGCGGCUGCCGCUGCCGGGGCGGCCGCUGGGCUUGCCAGCAGCGCAGGCCAUGCGGAGGCGGCUCCUGAGAGGUGGUGGUCGUCGCUGGAGUUCCGGAGCGUUGGCGGGCUUGGGAAGAAGGCCGAGGCGAAGGUGGUCUUCGCGGACCUGAAGGGGCCGUCCGUGCAGACCAAGCUGGCCAUGGUGGACUCCGCGGCGCCCGUGGCGCGCGUGGAGGCGGCGGCGCCGAGGCUGGAGGCGCGCGCGCUGGCGCCCGAGGCCAGGGCGCCGGCGCAGGCGGCCGCGCCCACGGCGGAGGCCCCGGCGCCCGCAGCGCAGGCCAAGGCGCCCGCGGCGGAGGCGCCGGCGCCUGCCGUGGGCGCGAAGGUGCCGGCAGGGGAGGCGGAGGUCGCGGAGCCGGCAGCGAGCACAAAGUUGCCCGCGGCUGGAGCCAAGGCGUCCGCCGGGGAGGCGGAGGUGGGGGCAAAGGCGGGUGCGACGGAGGCAAAAGCGCCACUGGCGGAGGCGGCGAAAGCGCCCUCGGCAGGGGUGAAGGAGUCGACGCCGCAGGCAAAGGCGGCGGCGGUGGAGGCGAAGGCGCCAGCGGCUCAGGCGACGGCACCCGCUGCCGAGGCGAAGGCGCCGGCGAUGGAGGCGAAGACGCUCGCUGCAGAGACGAAGGCGCUAUCGGCCCAAGCGAAGGCACCCGCUGCAGAGGCGAAGGCACCCGCUGCAGAGGCGAAGGCGCCGGCGGCGGAGGCGAAGGCGCCAGCGGUGGAGGUAAAUGCACCCGUUGCGGAGGCGAAGGUGCCAGUGGUGGAGUUGAAGACAUCGCCAGUACAGGCGCAAGUGGUGGACGCAAAGACCACGCAGGCCACAGCUGCGACAUCAUCCAUGGAGGCGGCGCCACCGGCGCAGCAGAAGCUCGCCGCGGCGUUCGCGGAAGCGGCCGGGGCCCCAGGCGGCCAGAAGGCGGCGGCCGCCGCCGCGGAGGCGUCCCAGUCGCUCCCGCCCGCGGAGGCGCUCGGCGACGCGGUGGCGGCUGGAGUCGCCGCCGCAGGUGUCGCGGAGCAGCAGGACGCGCUCGGGCCCAUCGCCGCCAACUUUGCGGCGUCCUACCUGGCGGGUCAGGCCGCACUGCAGGACGCCCGCGCGCGGACGUGCGACCGAUGUCGCCUCCUCUCCGUCCGCACUCUCGCCGCGGCUGUGCGGCUCGAGAGGGCUCUGGCGCGGCGCCUGGCCCCGCCCUCCGUGGCCUGCGGCAUGGCGGGUCAGCGGAGGGGCCCUGACUGCCUCGGCUGGCUCACCCGGCCUGCGCGAGGACCUGCGCGCGGCGAGCCGCCCGCGCGGCCGACGGGCGGCUGGGUUCUCCGCCUGACUGGAGGGGGCUUGCCCCCCCUGCGAGGAGCCGCGGAAGAGCCCGCCAGGGGAGCGGAGUCUGACUCCUCCGAGGCGGCCGAGGCCUGGGUUGCCUUCCGACGCAGCGGCGCGCAGGCCUGGCAGGCCCACAAGGCAGCGGAGUCUGCCUCGCGGGCUGCCCAGCCCGCGGAGCAGACAGGACAGGACAGCCAGGAGGCAGACGAGGGCGCAGAGAGCGCAGGGACGGAGGACGCAAGCGAGGAGGCAGACGAGGCCGACACGAGCAGGGCCGAGGACGCAGGCCGAGGAAGACAGGAGGGCGAGGCCGACACGAGCAGGGAGAGCGACGCCGAGGACGCAGACGAAGGAGGACCCCUGGCGCGCUGCCCGCCCCAGCCUGGGGCCGAGGCAGAGGAGCUCGAGGCCUCGGAGGAGAGGGCCGCCGAGGACGCAGGCCGAGGGGGAGAGGAGAGCGAGGCCGAGGACGCAGGCCAAGAAGCUCUGGCAGGCUUGGGCGGCGACGCCGCGCAGCCCGACGAGGGGGGCGAACUCCCCUCGCGCUCCCCGCGGCUGCCUGGCCACGACAAGGAGGCAGGCGAGGCAGCGACGGCAGGGCGAGGCGAGGGACCAGGCGGGGCCUUCCUGGUGGAGAGCAGCGACGACGAGGACGCGCCUGCUCAGCAGGGGGUCGCGAACCUGCCUGGCACGCUGGGGUCGGCCGCCGCCGCCGCCACGGAGGCAGCAGAGGCAGAGGUGCAGCACGCGCAGGACCAGCUGCGACGGCUGCUGGGGCCAGGCGACGGCUUCAAGCAGACGCCCUUGGCUGACUUUUUCCCACAGGCGGCGCCGCCCCCCGCGAGCUGCGCGCCGUUCUUGCUGGCUGGCGGCGCGCGCGGACCCAAGCCGAAGUCCGCCAGAGAGCUGGGGCGCGCGAGGGCCCAGAAGCGAAUGGCUCUCUCGUUACAGGCUGCCGAGAGAAGAGCCAAGGCGGCACGCGACAGCGAGCAGGGGGCGCUGCCACCUGCGAGCGGCGGCGCCCUGACGCUCUCGCCUCUGCAGCGGCCGCGAGAGCCUGCCACGCCCGGCCCGAGCGAGCCUGCCACGCCCGCCAGCAGGCUGAAACCUUCCCAGGCGCCUGGCGCGCUGGCUGCGCUGGACGACGCGGCCGCCAGAGGGGGCGAGGAAGGAGUCCUCGCCUUGCUCCCGGAGAGGGGGAGACCGCCAGGCAGGGGAGCGAUCCCGCCUGGCGUGGCGGGCAAGAAUACCCCGAGGAAGGUCGUCGAGGCCAGGAAAGCCGGUGGCGUGGCGAACCUGGAACCACCAACGCCAGCAGGGAAGCUCGAGAUGAAGAGACUGGCCGACGAGCUCGCGCAGCAGGCGCUCGCUGGAGCGAGGCCUGCCCGUUUCUGGGAGAGGCUGACUGCAGAAACAGGCUACACCCAGACGGCGUUGAAGCGCUACCUGAGCGACGACGAGCAGAGGAGAGCAAAGGCUUGGACUGAACGAGCCGCAGAGGAGGCGAGCAGGCGAAGGAGCGCCGCGGCAACGCCUGGCUGGUCCCGCUUUCAGUCCAAGGACAGGGGUGUCCGGAUGGGCAAGGAGGGGGGCAGGAAGAAAACCAAGUCUGCGGACUGGCCUGAACAGGAAGAGGCCGUCUGCCAGUGGGCCAGGAGUUUGCUGAUGCUGGGGGUCUCCCUGUCUGACUUCGACCUGCUCGACGAGUUCACGCUGCUCCUUGAGGAGGAAGCUUGGGACCUGCAGGCCAGGGCCGCCGAGGGGGCAGAGCUGGCGCAGGCCGAGCAGGACAGGCUCGCCGCACUGACUGCGCACCUAGCGGAACUCGCCGAGAAGAAGGGCACCAGGAGGUACAGGAGGCAGAAGCUGUGCUUCCACUCGCAGCUGCACCUCCGCACGCCCAGCAACGUCCUGCCUAUGCUCCCUACAGAGGUCGAGGGCUUCCUGACUGUGGUUUUCGAGGAACCGCCAGAGGAGGCCGCCUGGAGGCUCGCCAGGGAGGCGGAGGCACGCAAGCAGAAGCAGGAGAAGGACGAGCCAGACGAGCCAGACAAGGACAAGGACGAGCCAGACGAGGCCAGGGUGGCGGAGGCCCCCGCCGCGAUGAAGGCGAGCAUCCUCCUGUCCGCUGCAGCAAGGACGGAGGCCAGGCUGGAACGCGACCAGAAGAACUACGGAGGCGAGCCUGGCAGGAAGAGGAAGGCGAGGCAGGGCGGCGUGGGGAGCAGGGAGAGGCGCACGCUGGAGAGGGCCGUCCUGCAGGAGGCGCACAGGCACCUCGCGGCCUGGGAGGCGCAGCUGCUGGAGUCGUUCCCGUUCCUGCGGGGCUGGGGGGGCACGGAGGCGCUGCCGGAGCAGUGGACCCCGACGCAGGCGACCGACGCCGACUGGUUGACGAGGCGGGUGCCGGCGUUCCUGUCUUGGCUGCGCGAGCAGCCAGAGCGCCAGGUGGUGGUGGUCGGGCACGGCGCCUACUUCAUGGGCCUGCUCGGCUGGCACAUGCAGAACUGCGAGGUCGCCGAGCUGGUCGACGUGGGGGCGCUGGUGCGGACCCUGCGGAGCGCGCGCCCGCCGCAGGAUCGGCGAGACGCGGCCGCGGCCCUGGGCAGGACCAGGCGGCAAGGCUGCGCUGCCGUGGACCCGGGAGGUGGAGGGCCUGCUGACCGACCCCGACGCGGCGAUCCGAGGGAGAACGCCGCGAGGGCGCUCGGGAAGAUCGCGGAGGCGGCCGCGUCGGGCGGCCGCGCCUCCCGCGCCGAGGCGCUCGCGGGCGGGGUGGCCCGGCUGCUGGGGGACGCCGACGCGUCCGUGCGCGCGGCCGCCGCGGAGGCGCUCGGCGACGCGGGGGAGAGCCGGCGGCCGCGCACGCCGCGGCGGCCUCGGGGCUGCUAG